Messenger RNA from Phytophthora sojae, 1986 nucleotides. RefSeq lists its product as hypothetical. Bases 1 to 1986 code for a protein of 661 amino acids. NCBI's taxonomy places the organism in Eukaryota, Oomycota, Peronosporomycetes, Peronosporales, Peronosporaceae. The record is from RefSeq and is a predicted model, not a curated record. The transcript is spliced from 10 exons.
AUGGCGGUGACUGUUGUCAGCCCGUCAGAAGGAUUCAAGCACCUCGGAAUAUUCCAAAGUACUGGUGAUAUAUGGAGCUCGACAAUUGCACCUGUCUGGAGCACAUUGAAGUCGGAAGCGGAGAGGAUUAGUCGAUUGCAGCUGUCCCAUCGUCAGCUCCAGUACAUCGUGAACCACGGUUGGCUACCUCGCGUCCAAUACCGAACGCAGCUAAACGUCUCGCAUAAAGUUGCCAAGCACAUCGACAUUUUAGUAAGAAGAACCGCUGAACAGGUCCUGAGACUGCUUCACAAUACCCCAAAAGCCGUCUUCCAUGACCACAACCAAGGCCUUGGUCUCGCUAGUUUUGAGGACAUGAGCAAUGUCGCUAGAAUUGAGUUGACGCUGCGGGCGGCCGUGUCCAUUGGCACAAGGGUAGACGUCAAAUGGGUGAAUCCAGAUGAAUGUAUGCCCAAACGACCGAAUGAUAGACCAAUUUGGCAAGAACUAUCGGAAGAAUUACGCGGGCGGUUGCUGAAAUACAACAUCAAGUACGCACACAAAGUGAGAAAUCUAAUCGCACCGACAGGAUGCACUGUAAUCGACACGAGACAUCUCGACAUGCCUAGACUAGAUAUCGCCCCAGAUCAUUUUUUAUCGUCAACCAGUUUGAAGAGAGUGACGAGGGUCUUCUGCUACGCGGGAUAUGGUGACGAGAUCCGGGUGCAGUGGUGGCACGAGCGCAACCCAGACAGUGGAAUUUGGACUCCUCGGCCGGACGGUGAGGUCACAGAGUAUGCCGAUAUCUUUAUCCCGGUUGAAGUGAGUGAUUAUUUGGACAGAUACGACUUGCGAGGCAGCGAUAACACCUGCGUCGCGGGAGCUAUGGGUUCGUUUCAGGCUUGCUACUCUGGCACCCAACUGUGCGACAACAAAGCAGCCAUCGUGACGCUGCAAACGGCACGAGCUAUUGCAAACGGAGCGAGGCCUCCUUAUACCAAGUACAGCAACCGACAUCGAAUUGAAAUCCGGUCAAUGGUUGCAUUAAUGUGCCCUGGGGGUACUUUUAACGCAAAGUGGAUACGUUCCCACCAGGAAUGUGAAUAUUCAGAUGAUGUCCAGCUUAAUGAGGAGCGUAAAGCUUUAGCAGACGUGGAUGGUGACGCGGCGAGAAGUCACGACGAAGAAAUGCCAAGCUGGGCCAUUUUGGAAGUGCCCACCGCUAUGCUUAGCGAAGUUUUCUUCGCUUUCGUCGUAAUGAUUUGUUUACUGUGGACUCUUCUGCUCAUCACGCUCAACCUGGCCCCGAAUCACACUGUAAACCUCGUCAUGCGCACGGAAACCUUCGACGAUGGAUCGUUCUGGCUGUUUGUGGUCCCGUCCCCAUCCGUCCUCAUGCUGGCAGUCUGUGGUUUGUCUGCUGUUGCACUUGGGUACGUGGUUGUGCUCGCGAAAAUGAUUAUCCGCCCGAUUCAAGUGGCUCCAGAACUAGCGACGAAGAUCCCUGUAAACUCCAGUAGCGAGAUGUUGUUAUCGUCGACAAAACUCGGUCCAUCACGCUUAAAGACUAAGGGCGUGUCAAGGCACGGGGCGAUGGAGUUCCUUGCGGUACGAGCAAGUGCAAGAUAUGGAUAUGUGCGAUGUAUUUAUUUGUUUACGACAGAAGAUGUUGCUGAAGUACUAACUAACACACGUUCGCUUUACCUCUUCAGAUUCGACGUGGUCGUGGCUGUUGGGUGCCCCAUGCUCGUUCUUGUCUACUGCCUCAACGCGUUCACUUUUCCUCGGGACAAACUCGCGAUUAACCGUCAAGUUUUCCCCAGCGGCUGGUUCGAACAGCAAGCCAGCGUCAUCGCCGACCCCGUCCAGACCGCUGUCAUCUACAAGAGCCUCAAGUCGCUGCGCAUCACCUCCGUGUUCGAGUUUUUCGCUCGGAUGGGGGUACCCGCGACACUGUUUCUCCGUCUCCGCCAAGUCGUAGAGCUCCUAAAGCACCCAUCCAAGUAG